Messenger RNA from Photinus pyralis (common eastern firefly), 11428 nucleotides. RefSeq names its product serine-rich adhesin for platelets-like. The record is from RefSeq and is a predicted model, not a curated record. NCBI's taxonomy places the organism in Eukaryota, Metazoa, Arthropoda, Insecta, Coleoptera, Lampyridae. The coding region runs from base 333 to 10268 and encodes 3311 amino acids. The transcript is spliced from 11 exons.
UGUAAAUAUGGCGUCACGCGAAGGGCACAACAAACUUCCACAAAAUUCUAAUCUUAUCGACGACCUCCAAAUAGACAUCAUAAAUGUGUAUAAGUGUUUAAUUUCGUUUGGCAUGGCGGCCAUAUUCUAAAUGUGAAUUAUUUGGAUUAAAAGGCGCAGAGGGAUACACGAUUUAUCGUUUUGCGUUUUAGAAGUUUGUUAAAAGUACCUGUUAUACGUAGAGACUGAGUGCCCUAAAUUGGGAAAUAAGCAUGUAGUGAAGUGUUAUCUCCUGCGUAGGCGUACUCUUCAGUAAUUUCUAAUUGCCCACAAUUUUUUGAUUCGCCUGCACGAUGAAUACUGUUCCCUAUGAAGACUCUGAAGUUUACUUUUCAUUGAGAAGCUUAGAGCAUGUACUGAAUAAUCGGCAUGAGACCUUUGAACAUAAGGUUGAAUCGCUUGUGGAGGUUUGGAAACAAGUUCAGGAUUGUCGAUUAACGGAGCACAAGCAAUACGUUAUGCAUUUAAUGGACUGGUUAAAAUUACACACUUUGAAUAUCGUGUUAACUGGGGAAUGGAAAAAACACAAAGAAAUUUACGAGGAACGACUUCUAAAGGAAGUGAACCACUGCGAGAUUAUAUUGCGGCAUUCGAACAAUAUAUUCUCGCUCCGAUGUAAGAAGCUCGCAGAAAUUAUAAAGGAUCCUUGGGGCAACCCCAUUCUUAAUCGUUUGCUUAACACUCCAGAUCAACAAAUCGGACCCGAAGAAAUGGAUUUCUUUGGGAUGGAGACGGGAUAUUUAAUUUCCACACGACUUAGAAAACUGUGUGAAUCGCACUGUGAAGAUCUGGCGUUAAAUUUAGUUACCGCGUUUAUGCGAUUCCACGAGAUGGCGGAGCAGCAGAAUUAUACAAUCAACGCGACAGACGAUCAAAAACGUUUCAUACUUGACGUUUAUAUCGCACUGCUGUAUAAAUAUAAAAGAACCCGACUCAUUGUAUCUACGCUCAAAUCCCUAUCGUUAAGUGAAGGUUUGGAAUUAUUGAAACGGUUUGCCCAUAAAAGGGUAAACAUAUCCAAAAUAUGGAGGCAGAGUGGUCGCAUUGCUGCUCUAGCGGCAAAUGUAUAUAUGACAGCAGCUGUAAUGAAGGUACCCGACGAGAGCGCUCAUAUCCUUGAAGGGUUGUUAGUUACGUGGCUGGAUAUGCCCGAGAUCGUUGAGAAUCUGCCUAGUGUGACCAACACCGUUCGACGAGUCAUGCAGGCUGCAGAUUCUGCAAUCCAUAUGUAUACCUUAUGCAAUGCAUUUUAUACAAGGUUUGGUGCGCGGAUGAGAACGUUUGUUAUUGAACUGUACAUUAUGGCUUUAACAACUGAUAUCAACGUCUUGCAAAGACAGAAAGAGGAGAAAAAUACAGCAGCCGAGAGUGAAAGCAGUGAGAGAUUGUCUUGUGGGUUUUUAAAACUUGCGGACGUCAUUGAUCACAAUAUAAGACUGUGCCGCGAAUCCGUUUUAACUGCGUUUAGUUUGAACCCGUCCCAAGAAAUAUUGGACCGUAUAGUGUCUUUAGCAAAUGCUACAGGCUAUGAAGUUGUUACUCCUGUUCAUUUGUGGAAGUGUGAUCAUCCGCCGAGCGAUUCCUCCGACGAAGUGUCCUAUAAGUGUUCUUUGUGUGGUGAUUAUAAAUGCCAUAUAGAGCUGCAGUCAUCCUUGAAGUCCAACACUGCUCUUAGUGAUGCUGUUCAGGCAGAAACAGAUCUGAGCUGCCAUUUGCGGGACGAUUUGGUGGUCGUCUUGUCAAGUCCACGUUACCAUUUUUUGAAUUGGUUGGGAACCUGGAAGAAUCUCUACCAAUUAUGCGUGAUGUAUUUGGCCGAUCCUGACAAAGUAAAAAAUAUUAUCACCGAUUUAAAAUUCGUAGACAUAGAUUACUCACGAUUUCUCGGUAUAAAACGGGAACCAGAAGAUGAAAAUGCUAAUGGCAUCGAACGCGGUUAUGAGCAUUAUCUAGAAGAAAGUUAUCCAGAGGCUGCCGAAACGGACAAUGAAAGUUUUUCACAAGAACUAUCUCCCAGUCAUCUCGGGAAUGAAAAUUUUGAAGCAAUUUCACCACAGUCAUCUAGAUCGGAUCCGGAAGUACUUAAAUCUUUGAGACUCUUCCGACCUAAUUUGAAGCGCCCGAAGAAUAAUUACCACGAGUACAUGCCACCAUCGAAAGUGUUUAUACAGAAUCAAUCUGAGUACGAUCCUUUUGCAAUAUACGCACAAAAUCUAUCCCAACCAUCAACCUCUAAUGCCUUCGCGCAACCAUCACAAUUUCUGACUGCAGAGCAGUUGCAGACUAGGCAGAUGUACGAAUAUUUCAGUAAAGAUCCCAAGAUAAAUCGAACCUUACAACUACAAGCACUUCUGACUGCUAACUAUGCUCGAAAUGCCGAAAGAGAUGGAGUCUUAAAUUUGUCAACUAAAGACCACGCACCGAUAGAUUUAAGCAAACAAGCCGAGAUGUAUAACUAUUAUUUAAUGAACAGAUCUGUAACAGCGGCCCAUAAGAGAUCCACAUCGGAUUCAAUUCCUGGCACUAGCGGCAACAUUUACCACCAUAACAGAGAGACAUCAAGUUCCAGCUCUGAAAAUUCUCCUGUAAAAAGGAGACUCCCCAAACACAGUAACGCAGGCGGAAGUACAUCAAAUAGCCAAUCAUCGUCCUCCGGUAUCUUACAUGCAAAUUCUGCACGAAGAUAUAAACAGGGAUAUUCGAGGAAAAAAGAGAAGGAGUCAAAUUACGACUCCGAUCCAUCAUUUUAUGAACAAGUGAUAUCGCACGUGAGGAACGACGUUUCCCAAUUAGCAAAAUUGGAUUCCUCUUCUGAGGACAUUUUCUCGGGAACCGAUUCCCAUCAGGAUGUGCAAAAGGAUUCCCUACUCUUGGCCCUUGAAGAGCGAAGGAAGUUGGAACUAAUGAAUUUACUAUGGAACCCUCCCGACUCGAUACAGCAUCCGGUGAUUUCUAAUUUUCAUAAAAUAAUGUGCGACGCAUUGCUGGGUAAAUUUGAUCCGGGUCAAGGAGAUUCAUUAUAUAGGCAACCAUAUUCCGGUGAUAGUCUUUCCCAAUUAGCGACAUUGAAUCGUUAUCAAAAUGAUUUUGCAAAACUGAUUGAUAGUCGUAAGAAACAGAUUGCGGGACUUUCUGCCACAUUAAACAAUGCAAAUAAUUCUGGAACAAUUUUGAUAGCAUCUAGUCCUGAGACCUUAUGCCCGGAUGAACACGCUUUGAAAAUUAAGUCUUGGAAACGAGAUUAUUUUGUGUAUGGCAGACCAUUUGAGCCUUCCCUUACACAUUUUGAAGAAGCAUCAAUUGAAGAAAGAAUGUGGACGUACAGAGAGUUUUCGAGAUCUUAUCGCCAAUCGGAUCGGAAUAGCAAUAGGAGAAAAGGUUCCCGAAGUAGUGACGAACCGAUAGUAAUUAGCUCUCAGAGCUCCAUUUCUAGUCAGGGGCAUGGACGAAGUCGCCAUAAGAAGAAAGGUGAUAGACAAACACAAGUACUAUCCAAGACACCAAGUAGAAAGUCUGAUGUUAGCCAAUCAACAAGUAGUUCUCAAAGUACCAAUUUUGGGGACGGUAAAAGUACCUCAUAUAACUCGCCAUCUAGACUCUUUGAUAUCAGUAAUCACACUCCCAACAAUUCAGAGACUGAAAAUUUAUUGGAGGAGUACCAUGAGGGGAGAAGUGGGGAGAGUGACUUGGCUUCUCAGUUCUCAACAGAAAAUGAACAUUAUCUGGGGAUCAAUGUAAAAGAGCGAACUCCAAUUUGGACAGCAUGGAGCAGUUCCGAUGCACUGAGUUCCAGUUCAAAGGAGCAAUCUGAAAUUUAUCCAUUGAAUAGGAAAGACGAAACGUGGCCAACGACGGCUAGCAUCAAUUCAGAUGACCACUUACUACCUCCGAUAGCGGAUAGUGCGGACAAAACAUCACCACUGAAUGCAAUUAUUAACACUAUUAUUACAAACAGCCUUAGUUCAAACGAGCCAGUAGACUGUGAUAAGUGGUCACCCGAAGGAAAUGAACGAAAUACAACUGUAAACAGCGAUAAGGGGUCAUCCGAGUCAAACAAACAAAGUACAAGUCAGACAACCGGCAGUGGUGGGCAAUCCGGGUCACAAGGUAGCGGACAAUCGGUCAGCAAGGUGUAUGAUGGAUCAGGGAGUAUUCAACAUAGUAGUACAACUACCAGCGACUGGGAACCUGGAUCUCAAGAUUCUAAACAAAACACGACAACUUCGACUGAUACAGAUAAGAGGACAAGUGGAUCUCAGGAGACUGUGGAAUCUCGGUCGACAACGGAUGUCAGCAGUAUUUCGAUACCUGAAUCAACGGGAAGCGAGACAAGAAAGACCACAACAGGAAGCAAGACAAGAAAGAUCACAACGGGAAGCGAGACAAGUAUGACCUCAACAACAGAGAGUGAGAUAAAUAAAUCGACAUCUGGAUCACAGAGUAGUCGAGGGGGUAGUAGUGUAACUGCCAAUAGUGAGUGCAUGUAUAGAUUUCAACAGUGCAAGACCAUUACGACCGAUAGCGAUAAAUCAGAAGGGAGCGAGAUAAAUGAAACGAUGAAUACAUCACAGGAUAGCCAACAACAUAAUAUGACUGUCCAUAGUGAGUGGAUUCCCGGAUCUCAGGAUAGUGUUGGGAGCAAGACAACUACGAGUGAUAGUGAUAAAUGGUCAAGAGGAUCAGAAGAGAGUGGGGAAUCAAAAACCACAACGAGCGUCAGCGGUGAGUGGACGGCUAGCUCAGAGGGAAGUGAAGUGAGUAAAACAACGAUCGAUAGCGAUGCGGAGACAGGUACUUCACAGGAAAGCCAAGAAACCACAAAGACAGCUAUCAGGGGUGCAUGGCAGGGACGUAAACAGAACAAGGCGGCCACGAAUAGAUCACAGGAGAGUGAGGAUGCUAAUACGACCACUACCACCAGUGAAUCAGGAUCACAAGGGAGUGAAGCGACUGAUACAACUACAACGACCGAAAGUGAUGACAGUGGACAAAAUAAAACAACGAAUACUGAUAAUAGCACAAAUUCUUCACGGACUACUAGUAACGACUCCAGUUCACAUCCCAAUGGAAGUGAUAGCAGCUCACAUAAUAGUUCGAACAAGUCGACCGAUAGUUCCCAGAAAACAAAAGAUUCACCGGGCACUUACUCGGCUUCAUCUUACAGAGAUAGUUCCGAUAACGAAAGUCCAUCAAUGAACAAUUCAUUGCACGAUCGAAGUAGUAAUUUCGGCGAAGAGCAAACUUCUCCCGUUAGUUUGAAGAACACGCUCAAUCCCAGAGAGUCUUAUUACGGUUUAUUACAAAACCAAAAGUUUAAUUUUGAAGAUGAAAGGUGCGCAUCGCCAAGUGUUCCACCCAAGGAUUAUUUCGACGAGUCCUACAGAAUUAGUGCGUCCGAACAUAAUGCUUCAACUGACAGUAUUCGAUACACACGUUCUGAAAAUGGUCACUAUCAGGAAGUUACCCAAUCUGAAAUUUGUUUGACGUCUGUUCCAACAGAUCGUUACGAUGAUUCCUCUUCCCAGGACACACGUGACAGUCAAGAUCAGACAUCUGAUGGGGAAGAUAUUGGUUCUAGGAAGAGAAUUUUGUUCUUGAAGACUGGGAAAAAGAGGAAGAGUAAAUGUUUGGUGACAAAUACUGAUGACAGUGUCUUAGAAGUGAGUAGCUCCAGUGAUGGGUUACAACCGGAUAGGAAAAGAUCAAAAAACGACGACCCCAAAAUUCCUAACUGGCGCAACAUAUUGAAAAAUAUUCCCCUUAUAACUGACAUUCAGAAUUUCGAUGACAAUUAUCGAAGUUUUUGUGGCGAAGACAGCAAUGAACAAGGUGUCUCCGAAACCAAUGUCAAUAGAUCUGAAUUUAAAAUGGCGAGCAAUAGAAGAAAGAAAAUUUCUAAAACUAAAGAUUCCCCUCAAACUUUAGCGCAUAAAUCUGCGAAACAGGAAAGAACCAAGGCCGAGCACGAUUGGAUAAAAAAGUACAAACUGAAAGAAGUUCGGGUAAUGCUGCAGCCACUAACCUACUCUGAUUAUAAGCAAGAAGAAUACAAUGGGCAGCGCACGAGUAAGCCAAAAACGCGAUCUGGACUGAAAAAGACUAUUAAAAAAUCCGAGAAUAUGACGACGGAAAAAUUUCGCGCGAAAAAUGUGAUCUGUGUAAAUAGUGAUACAAAACCGUGGCCGUUACAGGACAUAAGUCCAAAAGUAAACUGUUGUACCGAACUAAAAUCCAAUGUAGAAACUGUGGAAAAAUCGGACAUAACCGCCAUGAAUCCGUGUGUUGUGUUAAAGAGGUUAGAAUUCGAUAAGAAACGAAGCGCGAGCUCCGUAUUGGCGCACGUCCCUGGACUAAAUGACUUGCAGUUGAUUAGGCCGAGUUCUGUUGAUCGUAUUGUUCAAGUGGUCCAGGUGCCCGGUGCAAGGUCGAUCGGCAACGUUCCCGUUCCGAACGCGCAAACUAGCACACAAGUCACGCCCCAUAUUCAAAGGAUCGGGCAGCCGCGCACCGAGAAGCCUUUAGCGUCCGAUUCCGAUUCGACCACCGCUACGACGUCGGCGACCACAACGAAUGCGGCGUCGGAAUCGCCGACGUUAAUUAACAUUCUGUCGCAGCAGAUCAUUAGGCCCGCAACUCAAAACAACUGCGUCAAGCCCAGAGCGUCGCCGCUAAUUAACAUUUUGUCGCAACAAAUCAUUAAACCGGCAGCUGCUGUGUCCAAUUCGAAAGUGACGUCGUCGUCAAGCACUACUGAUACUCAGGUUAACAGCAUUCCUAGGGUUAUAUCUGGAGGGGAUCAAAUCAUUAAUCAAUUAAUAAAUCAGGUGAGGACACCUGCACCGACAUUGAAGACGCUAGUGAGUUCUCCGGGAACGGAACAAAAUCGUAUCUUACAGUUUAUUUGUAAAUCUUCGGAUGGGAAACUUAUUCCGGUUACGUCGUUCACGUCAAACAAAGUGGUGAAAGUGUCGAUGACGCAAACGGGGAAUGCUUCAGUGAGUGGAACUGUCGGGACUGAAGACAAUAGUGGGAAAGUGGCGCAAAACACCUUUAAAGCGAAAUCUGAUGUACCUGAGGGGUUGGAUAUGUUACCCAAAUUCCAACAAGCUUUUGGCAAACCAACAUACCAAAACAAUGUAGAUUCAGCCGAGUCUACCGGAAGUAAUAACGAAACUAUUAAUUCCGAUACCGAAAAACCUACCACUGUAAAGAAUCAGCCAAAAAACUCGCCUGCUUCCCUGAACGUGCAACCCGUUCAGGGAGGAGUUAUAUAUACCCGUCAAGUGCCUGUUGGUCAGACUAUCAAUUUAAUACCACCUGGUCGUGGACAAGUAUUUCGUAUUGCUACAUCUAAUCCAGAGCAGCUGUCGUUAGUGAAGGACAGUGUUAUUCAAGGAAAAAUGAGUGCACUGCUAGCUGCGGCUCUGCAAGGAAAGCAGCGACCCGCUGAAAAUAGUGAGACUGACGCUAAUUCCGAAGAUGAUUCGCAAUCGAGUACGAGAGUGACUCUAACCACGCGAAAUCCUUUAGUACAAAAUGCACGCAUCAUUAAACCGGUCUUGCAGAUACCUUCGAACGUAAUACGCAGCGCCCCACAAUCGAACCUUAGUUCUACUACUUUGGAACAGUUGCGUGAAUUUGAUAUGGUGUACAAACAGGUGAAAGAGCGAAGUAGCACAAAUGUUCCAACAGAAUCAAGUCCACAAUCAGACUCAAAUGAUACACCUCAGCAAAUUAGUGUGACCUACUUAAAUCAAGGUCAAAAAAUUAAUUGCGCGCCCGUUGUGGUUGUUAGUAGUUAUUGUAACGUUCAACCGGCUGCAUCACCUGCACUAAGUGUAACUUCUCAAGGCAGCUCUAGUCCGUGUGUUACUCCAGCUCCUACAUUGACAUUAUCUUCUAAGGCUUCUACAAAAAGCCCAAAGGCAAAAGCGGUUAAAAGCACCACUACACACACAGCGAAGGCUUCCCCAAUUCCGAAACCUCAGCAAAAACCGCAAGAAGAUGAGCAUACGACACAGCGAAUAUUUGACAUACUAGCAGAAUACGCGGAACAGUUACGCAAUUCCCCAGAUUUAAAUAAUAAGCCAGCGCCUCGUAGACGUUCAAAUCCUCCGACAAAUCCAAGUCAAAACACAAAGCGAAAAAAGAGUUCUAGUUCAAAGAAAACUGGGCAGUCUAGCAAUUCUUUAGCUUCCGACGCUGACAUAGAUGACGGCCAUACAGUUGGAAGCGAAGAUAGUUCCUGCGGAGUGGUUCAGAUUUCUGUACAAGAUGACGAACAAGCCCUCGCACCCGUCAAUACCUCAGAGAGUAGCGAAGCGUCCGCCAGCCCUAAGCAGCUAAUUUUAACAGAUUCUGCUCCGAAUCAGUCUCACAGUUUAAUCAUUGCUGACUCGAACGUCGGGGAAGCACUUAAAAUGUCGAACACGGCAGUUUUGGUUCCAGGGAAUUAUAUAAUGCCAGUUUCGAUGGUGAAAGGAGGUCAGCAAAUUGCUGUCGUGUCCGGAGGUAGUAAAAUUUUAGCAACAGUACCGGCGCGUUCUGGCCCUAAUAUGUUGCUUUUUCAAAGUUUUUUGAAUCAAACUCGCAAGCACGGAUUACCGACUGUUAAGUAUUCGACUAUACAACCAAUAUCCGGCAUGACUAGAAAUCUUUCGGGCAUUCCUGCACAAGCUACUACAACUGUUCCUGCAACUUCAUCUCAAAAUCUAACCACGGUUACUUUAUCUCCUAGUGUGGGAAUUCAAAAAGUUUCUCAAAUGGAACGUGUAGAUAAUUUCGAUACGACCGAAGUGUAUCUCGCUAUUUCUCAGCCGCAAGAUGUGAAAUUGUCUGAUCAUCCGCAAAGUGAGCAUUGCAUAACGUCAACCUCAAAGGCGAACAGUGAUACCAUCACCUCGGAAGGUUCAUAUAAGGAAGAUAGGAAAGAAGUGUCCAGUUCUUCAGUUGCCACAUCUGUCAUUGCGCAAGCUACGAUCACAAAGGAAGAAAUUGUAGAAGUACAAUCUACAACGCCUGGAACGAUGAUGGCGCUGAACUUAAACACGUCCGAUAAUGAGAAAGAUACGACGCUGAAGGUUGAGGGACGGGUGCAAUCUGUUCUAGUAACGACAGGUACAUCGAACGGUCCCAUGUUAUCGCAUAAUCCGCCUACGUACAAGCAGGUCCAUUCGAUAAAUUCCAUAUCGGAAUCAAAUAAAGAUGAGUACCUGCGCACCGAAGGCAAGCACAAUAGUGUAGAGGCUAAGAGUUUACCCGGUAAUGUAGGAUAUCAUUACCAAACUAAAAUCAGGAAGACCCACAUCGGUUCUCAAACGCGUGAUCGUGACCUAAACCAACAACUAACCUUGCAACGUAAAGCGGCUAUGGAAAGAGAGUUGAGGUUGCAGACGACGUUGUCGGAGGAAUGUGAAGAUCUCGGCGUAGACGAACCUAGUGCUAGUGAUUUAUUUCCCGAGGCAGAUCUGCCUUUUGAUAGUAAUCAUUCGCCCUCGUUUGAUCAAACCUCUCAGGAUCUAGUGAAACGUGUUCCGGUCGUACAGGAGGUGAAGGAGGAGACUAGAACAAUAGGACUUUUUUGUGAUGACGAACCUAUGAGAACUGAUUUUUUAUUCGAGCCAAUCGAAUACCAGCCCCCCACAACGGAAUUGUCUUACGACAACUCUAAGGAAUUACGAAACGGACAGAGUACCAUUCAGUCCGGUAUAGCGUGCGAGGACAAUACGUUGUUGCAAACCUGCACGACGAUGUCGGAUGUCACUAUUCCAUCGCCCAUCUCCCCCGAACCAUAUGCUGACCUCUCUCCUUUAACAUUUAAUAAGCGUAAAUAUAGUUACUCCAAUCGAAAAAAAAUUGAACGUGCGAAACAGCCUGAGAAUUGGUCUACAGAACUUUCCAGUUCGGAGGAUACCACAGGCAGUACUGAAUUGUUAAGCACAAUGACGCGUAGUCCCGAAUCGUUUUCUACGAAGCGCGAUCAAAACUUGAAUUGCGAGGAAGAACUUUACGAGUUCGCCAUCGUAGAACGAGUUCCUUUGAAGGACGAGCAAGGAUGUGAGAACAUUGACUGUGAAUCAGUUGCAGAGUGUCCUAGUGGUAGGGGUUGUCGUCGUAGUGUGAAGAAAACAUGCUCGUGUUGUAAUCUAACUGUCAAAGUUGCACGUAAAAGGCCUGCCUCCAGACCGACUACCCCAAUUAAAAAGACUGUGCCCGCCAAAAAAAGAUAGUGGCUAUGUUCAUAUUCUGAACUGCUUUAGGUAAUCUAGUUAUUCCUAUUGACUCUAGUCAAGACAUGAAGUGUACUCCACUUUAGUACAAAAUACCCCUACUAAAUUUGUAUAGUAUGUACUAUAUUUGAAAGCGUAUAGACAUCCUAAUACAGGUAUAUUAAAUUAUGUAUGUGCAGUUGUGUUUGUAUGUACAUAACUUGGUUAAAUCUGUUUAAAAAUGGCAGAUAAUUCAACAUAGAAUUUGUUAAAAGAGAAAUAAGAUUCAAUCUGACUUAAUAGGGUGAUGCCAGAUAUGCAGAUUCUCCGGCACGAGAUAAUGCAAUAACUUAUCAUUAUAUGUUAUUUGUUCAAAAUUUCUUAUUUACUCUUUAAUUGUAAGUAAAUCAGUAUUGUUAUUUUUUUUAUUCGAUUCAUGUAGUAUAAGUGAAUAAAAGAUGGCAAAUAGCGGAAUCUCGUUCAUUAUUUGUAAAAAAAGUUUGGAAUGAGACCAAUUUAAUACGUUGAGACUACUUUGUAAGCACCAAUUAAUUAGAUUUGUAGCUAUUUUAGCACAAUUUCUUUUCCAGUUGUUUGUACGUUUGUUUUGUCUAGGAUACUCUUGUUGUAAAAAUAAAAAUUGUGCUUGACUCACAAAUGUAUUAUUUAAGUGCUAAUUUGUGUUGCUUACAAAAUAGUGCGUGUAUUGUAAUAAUGACUGCCAUCAAAUAAGUGAUACAAAACAAAUUCUAUUUUGUUGAAGUUUUGUGAUUUUUGUUUUUUCGAAUGAUAACUAUUAUCAUUCUAGUUUCUGUGACUGUUCAAAUUUCAUUUCGUAAAACCAAUCUUGCUCUCUAUAGAGCAUGUAGAUCUUCAACCGAAGUUUGAUGGCAUUUUUAAUUUAUUUUAUUCGUAAUUGUUCGCCCACAAUUUUUAUACAAGUAAGUCUUCCAAUAAUCAAAAUGAUACAUUUCACUUUAAAAUUUUGCGUGCUCUCUCGAAUAUCUAAUAACGAUUUGAUCUGUAACAAUACCGAUUGUGGGCUUUGCCAAAAUUUCAAAGAACAAUGCCACAAACUUGAGCACAAGUUUUCAAAGUAUUAAAUUAAGUUUUUGUUUUCAUAUCAUUUAGUGCAAUGUAUUAUAAAAUCAUUCCAUAUAAUUAUAAAAAAUGCUUUUGUG